Molecule: messenger RNA, 1706 nt
Organism: Physcomitrium patens
Lineage: Eukaryota; Viridiplantae; Streptophyta; Bryopsida; Funariales; Funariaceae
Biological process (GO): fatty acid elongation, polyunsaturated fatty acid; very long-chain fatty acid biosynthetic process; fatty acid elongation, monounsaturated fatty acid
Cellular component (GO): endoplasmic reticulum membrane
Molecular function (GO): fatty acid elongase activity
Source: RefSeq, a predicted model, not a curated record
CGCAUAUUGGCCUCUGUUUUUCUGGCAGCGCCAUCUUGGCUCAAUGCUUGUCCAUCACCACUCAUCGUUCUAUUGCAACCCUCAGAGUUCCCUCUUCUGCUCUUUUUAUUUACAGUGUCGUGAGGAUCCUCGCAAUCAACUCAGUAACGCCUAGAAUGGUCUGUGUGGUGCUGAAAAUGCGGUGCUUCCGUGGAUGUGGUGCUCCCGUGUCACUCCUUUAGUUCCCCGAAAAUCGACCAACCCAGUUGUUACAGUGUUCGCAAUCCUACUAACGUCGAAUUCAUAUAUAAUUUAGCAGAGAGGCUGAGAGUAGGUCUCCUGUUCCCUCGUUUUUUCCUCCGUAGUAUGCACCGCUUGUUGAUAAGGAGUGCAGUAUCUUUGGAGGACGGAGGAGUUCAAGAACUUUAGAGGUACGUAAAUAUGUAGAAUGUUAGUUGAGAGUUCAAGUGUACGGAUAAUAUCCAGUGAAUCUUGCGUAGGCCGAUAGAGAUUAGAACAUUUUGGGGUGCGGGAUGGGGAGUGGAGCAGCAAUGACAGCAUUCAGUGAAGCAGGGGACUGGCUGGUGGACAAGGCCGCCCGGGACAUGGGCUUGCAGACGACUUGCGUGGGUGGCAAUGCUCACAACCUUACCCUGGAUUCGGCAACUAGUAGCUUUGGAAGUAAUCUCAAGUCCCCCUCACUUUGGUCAAUUACCAUGCUGGACUCCACUGUCCACAAAAUUCUGGAACACUACGUCGGACUAGACCUGAGUAAACCAAGUGCCAUCACAGUCGAUUUGCCUCUUGUGAGGAGCCCCACGCCCGUUGUCUUGGCAAUAAUAGGCUACAUUGUCGUCGUCUUGUUGUGGAGCUCGCACAUCAAGCGGGCAGGGUUAAAGCCCCGCUUGCAAGACCCCGUUUGGUUGCAGACGCUCGUCAUUGUGCACAAUUGCUUUCUGUGCUUCCUCAGCUUCUACAUGGGUUGGGGAAUUAUCACCGAAGCUCGCCACCAUAGGUAUUCAUUUUGGGGUAAUGCUGGAAACGAUGGACAUGUUAAAAUGGGAUCUUACAUUUACAUUUUUUACGUCUCGAAGUUGUAUGAGUUCAUGGAUACGAUAGUAAUGCUCUUGAGAAGAAACUUGCGGCAAAUAACCUUUCUCCAUCUGUACCAUCACGCAAGCAUUUCCUUUAUUUGGUGGAUUAUUAGCUACCUUUUCCCCACAGGAGAUGCCUAUUUCUCAGCAGCGCUUAAUUCAUGGAUUCAUGUAGUCAUGUAUCUGUACUAUCUGCUAGCAGCAACCAUCGCCAAAGAUGAGAAACGACGACGCAAAUAUCUCUUCUGGGGCAAAUACUUAACCAUGUUUCAAAUGCUCCAAUUUGUUUCAUUCAUCGGGCAAGGUAUACAUGGACUUUUCUACCCCAGCACCUAUCCGAAAAACAUGCCAAGAAUGUUGUUCCUGUACUCUUUGUCGUUGUUGCUUUUUUUCAGCAACUUCUUCAUCUCCAAGUACAUCAGACCAUCUCCCAAGUUGCAGUCGAAGCCAUUGAAGUCUGAGUAGGCCAAAAAUCAAUUUUCAGACGUCAAUUCUACAAUUUUGUUUUCUUUAAAACAUCAAUAGGAGCAAUCGCGAUAGAUUGAUUUUAUUCAAUGCAAAGUAAACCAACUUUAAUGCGUGAAUUCAGUGAACGUUAAUCAUUACCUCAAACACUCCUGUGGUUUAAACAUU